Hydatigera taeniaeformis is the source of this 270-nucleotide messenger RNA. Lineage: Eukaryota; Metazoa; Platyhelminthes; Cestoda; Cyclophyllidea; Taeniidae. The record is from the annotation of a GenBank genome assembly.
AUGCAAGAAAGUCUUGUCUGCUCAGCCCACCACCCCGCCCAACAGACAUUUCUCUGCCCUUCUGGCAUGCAUAUUCACAUCAUCUCGGCAUUCCAUGGUCCUCAAGCCGCUCUCAUUCAGUCCAGAGACGCCCUCCCUGAGGGUCUGGUGCCAUGUCAUCCCCUAGACCUUUCCGCCUCAUCACCUUCCUCCGUUGCGGUCAACGAACUCAUUCCAUCCUUCUGUCUCUUGGCUAAGGAUGUCACUAAGGAACUUGCUGCCGUGACUUGA